AUGAGUUAUCUUGCAGGUCGCCGUAGGCCCGUAGCCAGUAGGCUAUCAAAAGCCUGGUUGCGAGGAGCAUGCAUCCCGUACACAGCACGUCGCGCAUUUAGCGUACAAGUGACAGGGAGUCGAACUACAGAUAUCGAAGCAUUGAAAGUGAACCAACAAAGGCUGAUGGAAACACUGCAUCACACCUGUUCAUGGGGUACAGGAAAGCGAUGGGGGAGCGGUUCAAAUGAUACUGGUAUGUCCAGGCUCGCUCUGAGCGACACAGACAAGCAAGCCCGAGACUGGUUCGUCGAGACCACCUCGUCGCUAGGCUGCGAUGUUAAAGUCGACGCCAUGGGUAACAUCUUCGCGGUGCGACCCGGCCGCCGAGAAGGUCUAGCUACAUUUGCCGGGUCUCACCUCGACACGCAACCCAGCGGUGGUCGAUACGACGGCAUAUUAGGCAUCUUGGCCGGAGUCGAGAUGUUGAAGACGCUGAAGGACCACCAUGCGGAAACGGAAUUUCCAGUAGGCGUCGUCAACUGGACUAACGAAGAAGGCGCGCGCUUCCCAAUAAGCAUGUGCUCCUCCGGCGUCUGGGCUGGAGAUAUCCCUCUGGAGACAGCCUACAAUCUUCGUGAAGUCGGCGGCGGAAACGCCACGAUGAGAUCAGAGCUCGAGCGCAUAGGAUACCUAGGCUCGAUUCCCGCAAGCCACAAGAGCACACCGAUGGCUGCGCAUUUCGAGCUGCACAUCGAGCAAGGCCCCCUAUUAGAAGCCGAGAAGCAGAAGAUCGGCGUCGUCCACGGCGUCCAGGCGUAUCGCUGGUUCACGGUAGAGGUAGCCGGCCGAGACGCGCAUACAGGCUCAACACCCCUCGGGAACCGCGCUGACGCAAUGCUUCUCGCCGCGCGGCUCAUCACGCACUCGCAUCGACUGGCGACGAAGCACUCCGCGCUCGCAUCAACAGGGAUCCUCAGUCUCACGCCAGGCAGCACGAACACGAUCCCAGGCUACGUGAGCUUCACGCUCGACGUGCGCGCACCAGCUGACUCGACGGUGGAAGCCAUGGAGGCGGAUAUGAAGCGCGACUUCGCGGCUCUCGCCGCCGGCGAGAAUAUCCAGGGUCUUCUGGACGGGGCAACACCCAGUCGUCCCCUCGAGGUGUCGUGGCGAACCGACAGCGUCUCCCCGGCCACUCUAUUCCAUCCGGAUUGCAUCGCGGCCGUGCGCGCAUCGGCAGAAGCUGUGACGGGCGACGAGAGCCUUGUGCGCGAUAUGACGAGCGGCGCCGGCCAUGAUACCGUGUACGCUAGUCGUCGUUGUCCUGCGAGCAUGAUCUUCGUGCCUUCGAAGAAUGGCGUCAGCCACAACCCUGAGGAGUACACGAGUCCUGAGGACUGCGCGCUUGGUGCUCAGGUUCUCAUGCAGAGUGUGUUAAGAUUCGAUCGCAUGAGGGCCACGAAUUAG
Messenger RNA from Xylaria bambusicola, 1449 nucleotides. RefSeq lists its product as uncharacterized. The transcript is spliced from 3 exons. Lineage: Eukaryota; Fungi; Ascomycota; Sordariomycetes; Xylariales; Xylariaceae. Gene Ontology annotation, molecular function: hydrolase activity, acting on carbon-nitrogen (but not peptide) bonds, in linear amidines. Bases 1 to 1449 code for a protein of 482 amino acids. The record is from RefSeq and is a predicted model, not a curated record.